AUGGGCGAGGCGAGCCGGGUGUGCUCCGGCUACUACAGCCUCAACCGCAGCUUCGUGGAGCCCUUCCCGUGCCCCCGGCGCGGGGAGGCGGCCGCGCUCCGCUACUGCUGCGGCUUCGCAGACCUCAAGUACUGCUGCAGCGAGCCGGGCAGCUACUUCCCCUACAAGCACAGCUACAUGUGGAGCCUCAGCAUCGGUGCCCUGAUUGGAUUGGGAAUUGCUGCCCUUGUUUUACUUGCCUUUGUCAUCAGUGUCUGUGUCCUUUGCUAUCUAUUUCUGCAUACAAAGCCUCAAAGAUUAGACACUGGCCUUAAACUUCAACACCUAGAGGCUCCUUCCACUCAAGAAGGCAACUCAAAUAGGAAAAUCAAAACCCCUAAUUCAAACGCAGCAUCAAAUUCAACGAACGAAACAAUCUAUGAAGCUGAUGAUAUAAUUGAGGGAAAAACAAUGGAUACAACACAAAUCAACAUCGUGCAUUAUUAA
Messenger RNA from Eptesicus fuscus (big brown bat), 486 nucleotides. It is a transcript of the gene SHISAL2B, whose product is annotated as shisa like 2B. Bases 1 to 486 code for a protein of 161 amino acids. NCBI's taxonomy places the organism in Eukaryota, Metazoa, Chordata, Mammalia, Chiroptera, Vespertilionidae. The record is from RefSeq and is a predicted model, not a curated record. The transcript is spliced from 3 exons.